Penicillium concentricum is the source of this 1362-nucleotide messenger RNA. RefSeq names its product protein csn12 (gene csn12). The transcript is spliced from 6 exons. Gene Ontology annotation, biological process: post-transcriptional tethering of RNA polymerase II gene DNA at nuclear periphery; transcription elongation by RNA polymerase II; poly(A)+ mRNA export from nucleus. Gene Ontology annotation, cellular component: transcription export complex 2. The record is from RefSeq and is a predicted model, not a curated record. Bases 1 to 1362 code for a protein of 453 amino acids. Lineage: Eukaryota; Fungi; Ascomycota; Eurotiomycetes; Eurotiales; Aspergillaceae. Gene Ontology annotation, molecular function: RNA binding; double-stranded DNA binding.
AUGGGUUCUCUCGCGAUCGCGUUCAAGAACGCGUACCUCAACGGGUCCGGCCCGGAAUUAGCUGCAGUGCUCACCCCGAUCGCGCCAUCUGAAGAUCGCGAUCGGCUGCGCUCGUUCUACCGGUUCUCCAACGCCGAAUAUCGAUCCAAAGAUCUCAGCUAUGCUCUCUUCCACGGGAAAAGCAUGAAAUUGCCAAAGGCCGAGCAGGCUGCCUGGGUUGACAUCUUUAUUGUUUACUGGGAAGCUAUAGGCGAAAUACUUCACUGUGAAGAUCGCCUUCCUGGUGCUAGCGUCGUUAUAGUCUUCAAUGCCUGGAAAAAGGUUGCCAAUGCCCUCAUCCGGGGAUACUCGGGCUCUGCCGGCAUUCCGGCUUGGACAUUGCCAUGCUUGUACACUGUCGGAAAGUACUUGCGUACUUUUGCGAUCAAUGCGGAUCUCGAAGCAGCAUCCCAAGGCUCUGCUGGGUUUGGGUUCCAGGAUGACAUUGCAGCUGAUUUUGAGAAGAAUGCGAACUUGGAGGAGGCUGCCCGAGUCAUCAACCGGAUGUUUACUCUGUGCCUGAGUGAUAGAGCACCCCUCGAAGAGUCCCGCAAGUGGGGUAUCUAUAACAUGACCAAUCUACUAUUCAAGACAUAUUUCAAGAUCAACUCCGUCGGCCUUACCAAGAACCUGCUCCGCGCCAUCAAAGCCUCGUCGGCCGAUCUGCCCCCUCCUGAAGCUUUCCCCAAAUCCCACAUUGUCACGUUCGAAUAUUACGUUGGGGUCAUCCACUUCUUGGAAGAGAAUUAUACAGAGGCCGAAGAACACCUGACAUGGGCUUGGAAGAUGUGCCACCGAGACGCAACCAAGAAUCGAGAAUUGAUUCUUACCUACCUUAUUCCCUGUCACCUCGUCACCACACACACGCUUCCCACCAAGGAGCUCCUUGCACCAUUCCCACGACUUGAGAGGCUUUUCCGGUCUCUGUCGAACUGUAUUCGAAAGGGUGACUUGGUUGGAUUCGACCAAGCCAUGACUGCUGGCGAGGAAGAGUUUGUGAAGAGACGUAUCUAUCUGCCGUUAGAACGUGGACGCGACAUUGCCUUGCGCAACCUGUUCCGAAAAGUUUUCCUCGCUGGUGGUUUCGACGAACCCAAGGAGGGUCAAACUCCGGUUCGACGUACUCGUGUCCAUGUGAAUGAGUUUGCGGCAGCUCUCCGUGUGGGUACUUCUACAAGUGGUCGCUCGCGCAUUGAUAUCGAUGAGGUGGAGUGUUUACUCUCCAACCUCAUCUACAAGGGACUCAUGAAAGGAUACAUUGCACGUGAUCGAGGCAUCGUCGUUCUGAGCAAGGGAGGCGCUUUCCCGGGCACAGGUGUCUAA